AUGAGUGAAGAUGAAACUAAGAACGUUCGAAAUAAUAGCACUAACCAACAGGCCAUUAUUUCGGGUAUGAAACAUGAGGAUACUGAUGAGAAUAAUGAUGGUGAAGGGGUUAUGGUAAAUACUACAAGUUCGGUAACGGUGGAAAACACUGCCACAAUAGAUGCCCCUGUCGCUUCAGCUGCAGUAUACCAAGAUACUCCAGCUUAUCAGCUGUCCUAUGUUGUUGGGGUUGCAGAGAAUAAAAAUGCGAAGUUUAGACGGGCUAUGGAGGAUGUGCAUACUUACGUGGAGAACUUUUCUUCCCGGUUGGACUGGGGGUAUUUUGCGAUAUUUGAUGGACAUGCUGGUAACCAAGCCUCGAAAUGGUGUGGCUCACACCUACAUACUAUCAUUGAGGAGCGGAUAUUGCAGGGUGAUAGCCAAGAUGUGAGGGAUGUUUUAAAUGAUUCAUUUGUAUAUGCUGACCAGCAAAUAAACAGUACACUGGAGGGGAAUAGUGGUUGUACGGCAGCAGUGGGAAUAUUACGUUGGGAAGUUCCUUCGUCAAUACCAAAUCAGUCAAUAAAUCUGGAUCAGCAUAAGAGGAUGCUAUAUACAGCUAAUGUGGGCGAUACGCGGAUAAUAUUGUUCAGGAAUGGUCGCAGUGUGAGAUUAACUUACGACCAUAAAGCCUCCGAUAUAAUUGAGAUGCAAAGGGUUGAACAAGCAGGAGGGUUGAUUAUGAAAAGUAGGGUUAAUGGCAUGCUUGCAGUAACAAGGUCACUUGGAGAUAAAUUUUUCGAUUCUUUAGUAGUUGGAAACCCAUUCACUACCAGUGUAGAAAUAACGACAAGUGAUCAAUUUUUGAUAAUUGCAUGCGAUGGCUUAUGGGAUGUUGUUGACGAUCAAGAAGCCUGUGAGAUGAUUAAAGAUGUGGAGGAUGCCAACGAAGCCGCGAGGCUGUUGGUCAGGUAUGCGUUGGAAAAUGGUACGACGGACAACGUAACAGUAAUGGUUGUGUUUUUUCAUAACCACCAGUAG
This is a messenger RNA of Eremothecium cymbalariae DBVPG#7215, 1020 nucleotides long. RefSeq names its product type 2C protein phosphatase PTC1 (gene PTC1). The transcript has a single exon. The coding region runs from base 1 to 1020 and encodes 339 amino acids. Gene Ontology annotation, biological process: protein dephosphorylation. NCBI's taxonomy places the organism in Eukaryota, Fungi, Ascomycota, Saccharomycetes, Saccharomycetales, Saccharomycetaceae. The record is from RefSeq and is a predicted model, not a curated record. Gene Ontology annotation, molecular function: protein serine/threonine phosphatase activity; cation binding.